GCAGAGACAGAUUUCUACUUGACCCAUGUAAACCUUGUUUUUUCUUAAGACAGUCUCCAUCUAUGUCCCCUCUCCUGGAAUAAUGCUGUUUGUCUAAACUUCCACAAUGCCUAGUUUACUAUUAAAUAGGAGGCAGGAAACAGAGACCACACUGAGAUUAUCCCAUGCACGGACACAUCUCUUUUGAUGGCAGGCCAAAAAAGUAGGCACAGGCAGAGGAAAGAGAGAAAAAGUAGUUGCUGAAGAAUGUCAUCUGAAGGUGAGUGAUGGAUAGUAGUUAAGUUUUUAUCUUAGUUUGGGAAGGAGAGAAAAGAGAGGUUCAGCUGAAAAGAAUUCAAAAGGAACAUAUUCAUAAUUGUUUGAGUCAAACUUAAGGUGAGAAAUAAAACUACAGAGAUAACAGAAUAGAAAAAAAUCAUAAUUUUAGUAGUUAACAAUUAUUGAACUAUUCAUUCAGUUUUGCAGAGAACAUGAGACACAGAAUGAUUAAACAGCUUGCACAAAUUUACAGAGCUAGUAAAUUACAGAGCUUGAAUUGCAGUCCUGGCAUUCUGACCCACAAAAUGGCAGUAUUAACAAAGUGGCUAGAGCGAGAAUACUUACAAGAAGGGACAUAGAGACCAAAGGAAUAACGGGGCGGAGGGGGCCAGACUCCAUUUAAAAAAAUUACCAAUGGGCUAAAUAUGGUUAUGUUUUAUUAACGGUCAGAGCGCUUUGUAUACAUUAGUUCAUUUAAUUCUGCUAACAAUUCUGUGAGGUAUACUCUCAGUUCCAUUUCUCAGACGAGGCUACUUGAGACAUGAUAAAUGAUAAACAUUCCCUUCUUGCAUUGAGUUACACCUCAGGAGCACACUUCGGAGUAAGACACAGAAGACUGAAGGUGACUUGGCAACAGAACAGAACAGGGCAAGGUAAGCAAGCUGAAAGCGAGAAUGGAGGAAAAGUGCCCCAUUUAGGGAGUAGUCAGUUCCAACUUUCAAAUCUCCGCAGCCUGCCCGCCAAGGCGUCACAAAGCCCGCCCCUCGGUCACAAAGCCACGCCCCCUUCCAUGGCUGUUCUCUGAGCUGCCAAUACUUCCCUCCUUCUCUUUGGCCCCUCCCACUCCGCCUAGCAUCAUUUCCUGUGCGCUGGACGCUAAUUGGUCUAGCGAUCGGAAGUGAGGGCGGGCGGUGGGGGCCGUUGCCGCAGUGACAGUGCUGGGGGAGUCCGAAGAUGGCGGCGUCGCGUCGCUCUCAGCAUCAUCACCACCAUCAUCAACAACAGCUCCAGUCCGCCCCAGGGGCUUCGGCGCCGCCGCCACCACCUCCCCCCCCACUCAGCCCCGGCCUGGCGCCGGGGACCACCCCAGCCUCCCCAACGGCGGGUGGCCUGGCCCCCUUCUCCUCCCCGCGGCACGGCCUAGCGCUGCCGGAGGGGGAUGGCAGUCGGGAUCCGCCCGACAGGCCUCGAUCCCCGGACCCGGUUGACAGUACCAGCUGUUGCAGUACCACCAGCACAAUCUGUACCGUCGCCGCCGCCGCUCCCGUGGCCCCGGCGGUUUCCGCUUCAUCUGCCGUCGGGGUCGCUCCCAACCCAGCCGGCGGUGGCAGUAACAAUUCACCGUCGUCCUCUUCUUCCCCGACUUCUUCCUCAUCUUCCUCUCCAUCCUCCCCUGGAUCGAGCUUGGCGGAGAGCCCAGAGGCGGCAGGAGUUAGCACCACAGCAACAUUGGGGCCUGGGGCAGCGGGACCUGGGCCAGGGGUCCCAGCAGUGAGCGGGGCCCUACGGGAACUGUUGGAGGCCUGUCGCAAUGGGGACGUGUCCCGGGUAAAGAGGCUGGUGGACGCGGCAAACGUGAAUGCUAAGGACAUGGCCGGCCGGAAGUCUUCUCCCCUGCACUUCGCUGCAGGGUUUGGAAGGAAGGAUGUCGUAGAACACUUACUACAGAUGGGUGCUAACGUCCAUGCUCGUGAUGAUGGAGGUCUCAUCCCACUUCAUAAUGCCUGUUCUUUUGGCCAUGCUGAGGUUGUGAGUCUGUUACUGUGUCAAGGAGCUGAUCCAAAUGCCCGGGAUAACUGGAACUAUACCCCUCUGCAUGAAGCUGCUAUUAAAGGGAAAAUCGAUGUAUGUAUUGUGCUGCUGCAGCACGGAGCUGAUCCAAACAUUCGGAACACUGAUGGGAAAUCAGCCCUGGACCUGGCAGAUUCUUCAGCAAAAGCUGUCCUUACAGGUGAAUACAAGAAAGACGAACUCCUAGAAGCUGCUAGGAGUGGUAAUGAAGAAAAACUAAUGGCUUUACUGACUCCUCUAAAUGUGAAUUGCCAUGCAAGUGAUGGGCGAAAGUCUACCCCUCUACAUCUAGCAGCGGGUUACAACAGAGUUCGGAUAGUGCAGCUUCUUCUCCAGCAUGGUGCUGAUGUUCACGCAAAAGACAAAGGUGGACUUGUGCCUCUUCAUAAUGCGUGUUCAUAUGGACAUUAUGAAGUCACAGAACUGCUACUAAAGCAUGGAGCUUGUGUUAAUGCUAUGGAUCUCUGGCAGUUCACUCCACUCCAUGAGGCUGCUUCCAAGAAUCGUGUGGAAGUCUGCUCUUUGCUACUUAGCCAUGGUGCCGAUCCUACGUUAGUCAAUUGCCAUGGCAAAAGUGCUGUAGAUAUGGCUCCAACUCCUGAGCUCCGGGAGAGAUUGACUUAUGAAUUUAAAGGUCAUUCUUUACUCCAAGCGGCCAGAGAAGCAGACUUAGCCAAAGUUAAAAAAACACUCGCUUUGGAAAUCAUUAAUUUCAAACAACCACAGUCUCAUGAAACUGCGCUGCACUGUGCUGUGGCCUCCCUGCAUCCCAAACGAAAACAAGUGACAGAACUAUUACUUAGAAAAGGAGCGAAUGUUAAUGAAAAGAAUAAAGAUUUCAUGACUCCCCUGCACGUCGCAGCAGAAAGAGCUCACAAUGACGUCAUGGAAGUGCUGCAUAAGCAUGGAGCAAAGAUGAAUGCACUGGACACCCUGGGUCAGACUGCUUUGCAUAGAGCUGCCCUCGCAGGUCACCUGCAGACCUGCCGCCUCCUGCUGAGCUACGGCUCUGAUCCUUCCAUCAUCUCUUUACAAGGCUUUACAGCAGCACAGAUGGGGAACGAAGCUGUGCAGCAGAUUCUAAGCGAAAGUACACCUAUACGCACUUCUGAUGUUGACUAUCGACUCCUAGAGGCGUCUAAAGCUGGAGACUUGGAAACUGUGAAGCAACUUUGCAGCCCUCAAAAUGUGAAUUGCAGAGAUUUGGAGGGCCGGCAUUCUACACCUUUACACUUUGCAGCAGGCUACAAUCGUGUGUCUGUUGUGGAGUACCUUCUACACCACGGUGCCGAUGUCCACGCCAAAGACAAAGGUGGCUUGGUGCCCCUACAUAAUGCUUGUUCAUAUGGACACUAUGAGGUAGCUGAGCUUUUAGUAAGGCAUGGGGCUUCUGUCAAUGUGGCGGACUUAUGGAAAUUUACCCCUCUGCAUGAAGCAGCAGCUAAAGGAAAAUAUGAAAUCUGCAAGCUCCUUUUAAAACAUGGAGCAGAUCCAACCAAAAAGAACAGAGAUGGAAAUACACCGUUAGAUUUGGUAAAAGAGGGAGACACAGAUAUCCAGGACUUGCUGAGGGGAGAUGCUGCCUUGUUGGAUGCUGCCAAGAAAGGUUGCCUGGCAAGAGUGCAAAAGCUGUGUACCCCAGAGAAUAUCAACUGCAGAGACACCCAGGGCAGAAACUCAACCCCUCUGCACCUGGCCGCAGGCUACAAUAACCUGGAAGUAGCUGAGUAUCUUCUAGAGCAUGGAGCAGAUGUUAAUGCCCAAGACAAAGGUGGUUUAAUUCCUCUUCAUAAUGCAGCAUCCUAUGGGCAUGUGGAUAUAGCAGCAUUAUUGAUAAAAUACAACACGUGUGUAAAUGCCACAGAUAAGUGGGCAUUUACUCCUCUUCAUGAAGCAGCCCAGAAAGGAAGGACCCAGUUAUGUGCCCUGCUCUUGGCCCAUGGUGCGGAUCCAACUAUGAAGAACCAAGAAGGUCAGACACCUUUAGAUCUGGCAACAGCUGACGACAUCAGAGCUUUGCUGAUAGAUGCCAUGCCCCCGGAGGCCUUACCUACCUGUUUUAAACCUCAGGCCACCGUAGUGAGUGCCUCUCUGAUCUCACCAGCAUCCACCCCCUCCUGCCUGUCAGCUGCUAGCAGCAUCGAUAACCUCACCGGCCCUUUAGCGGAACUGGCAGUAGGAGGACCGUCCAAUACGGGGGACGGUGCAGCGGGCACAGAAAGGAAGGAAGGAGAAGUUGCGGGUCUUGACAUGAAUAUCAGCCAGUUCCUAAAAAGCCUUGGUCUUGAGCACCUUCGGGACAUCUUUGAAACAGAGCAGAUUACACUAGAUGUACUGGCUGAUAUGGGCCAUGAGGAGUUGAAAGAAAUAGGCAUCAAUGCAUACGGACAUCGCCAUAAAUUAAUCAAAGGAGUAGAAAGACUAUUAGGUGGACAACAAGGCACCAAUCCUUAUUUGACUUUUCACUGUGUUAAUCAGGGAACUAUUUUGCUGGAUCUUGCUCCAGAAGAUAAGGAAUAUCAGUCAGUAGAAGAAGAGAUGCAAAGUACGAUUCGAGAACACAGAGAUGGAGGUAAUGCUGGUGGCAUCUUCAACAGAUACAAUGUCAUUCGAAUUCAAAAAGUUGUCAACAAGAAGUUGAGGGAACGGUUCUGUCACAGACAGAAGGAAGUGUCUGAGGAGAACCACAACCAUCACAAUGAGCGCAUGUUAUUUCACGGUUCUCCUUUCAUUAAUGCCAUUAUUCAUAAAGGGUUUGAUGAGCGACAUGCAUACAUAGGAGGAAUGUUUGGUGCUGGGAUUUAUUUUGCUGAAAACUCCUCCAAAAGCAACCAAUAUGUUUAUGGAAUUGGAGGAGGCACAGGCUGCCCCACACACAAAGACCGGUCAUGCUACAUAUGUCACAGGCAAAUGCUUUUCUGUAGAGUGACCCUUGGAAAAUCCUUUCUGCAGUUCAGCACCAUGAAAAUGGCUCAUGCCCCUCCAGGACAUCACUCAGUGAUUGGGAGACCAAGUGUGAAUGGGCUGGCAUAUGCUGAAUAUGUCAUCUACAGAGGCGAGCAGGCAUACCCAGAGUAUCUCAUCACAUACCAGAUCAUGAAGCCAGAAGCUCCGGCACAAAGCGCCACAGCCGCCGAGCAGAAGACCUAGUGAAUGCCCACUGGGAAAGGCCACAUCGGAUUUAAACUUGGGACUGGAUUACAGGGGAUCGUUUCCAACAAAAUCAAUAUUCCGUAAAUCCCUGACAGCCUAGAAAGAUGCUGUCUGUCUUUUAUAAAGCAUUGCUAUAGUGAUGAAUAGAGUAUGAGUAACUGAUACAUACUCAACUGCUACUGUUCUCUUUGAGGAAAUGUUUACAGGGGUGGCCUUUUACCAUAUCUCAGGCUCAUUUGCGUUGCAACUGUCCAUUUCUAAAACAAGAUUGCUUUGAUCUAGGCUUGGAAAUGGAAAAAAGAAAAAAAAAAAAAAACACAACCAAUACUUUCCCAAAUUUCACACUUCACACACUACAUUUGCUUUGUUCUGUAUGGCACGUGUAUGUAUCAAAUGUACACAUAUGAUAGGCUCAUUUUUAAUUUUUUCUAAACCUGCAUCAUUGUCUUUUUUUUUCUUUUUUUCUUUUCAUUUGUUUGUUUGUUUACUUUGAAAAUGAGCCGGAGCCUUCUCAAGGAUAUUUUGCACAAAGUCACACAGACUAAAAUCAUUAGCGAUUCAACCCAAGCUUCUGGCUGAGCAAGACUUAGUUUCCCCUUUUUUUCCACUUGGAUUUCUUUUGUAUCCAUACUUCUUAUCAUUGUAAAUUGGGACGGGAAGGAAAAACAUCACGUUUUAGUUUCCUUUCAUGAAUUGGCCAGUCUUGGCAGGGAAAGGCACAAAGGUCAACCUGACUGAGGAGCUCCCAAGUUCAGAGAAGUCCGAGCCACUGAGGGCCCAUUGCUCCCCCGGAGGGGUUCAGGACGGUGCCAGAGACCCCAGGAGAGCACGGCCAGGGAAAGGUUGGAGUGAUGUUUCCGGUGCUCAUGAAACACCACAACACAGGGGGGAGGCCUGAGAUGGCGGGGGGGAGCAGCGCUGAGAUGAGCAGGAGGCAUGUGGUUCCCUGAGACCACAGCAGGAAAGGCUGUCAGGGCCUGCUCAGAAAGUACUUCUCUUCACUUCAGCCCAGCCACCGGGUAGUCGCCCCCCAACAUUAGCUGCCUUAUUGCCAAAUUCGGCGGAAUUAUUGUACUUCAUUGGAAUCACAAUAAUCUUUAUUGUUUUCUCCAGUUUAGAAAGCUAGGAGUCAAAUCCUCUUUAGUAAGUAGAUAUGCAAGAACUUUUGUGUUUACUCCAGAUUUGGGGUUUAUUUGGAGUGAGGUGUUUCAAAUAGUUUCUGUAGGUCCCGGCACUACAUUUUUGAACCAUUUCUUCCAACUUCUUAACAGACAAGGAGAACAAAAACUGAAACCAAAGCUCUUUCAGUUAUUUUUGUAAAGGAAGGUGGAGAAAUACUAUACUGUUUCUUCAGGAAAUUGCUACUUUGUUUUGCGUGUUUUAAUCAUUUGCCCGGUGCACACUGAGGCUUGUAAAAGAUGAUCCAUUACACAUCUCACACUUACCCUUUGCACCUUAACUGAGCAGCAAAUUGACUGCAUUAACUUGUUUACUUUGACAUGCUGUGCAUCUACUCAGCUUUGAAGCAAAAGUAACAGAAAUGCCGUUUAAAAAAAAAAA
Zalophus californianus (California sea lion) is the source of this 6762-nucleotide messenger RNA. RefSeq names its product tankyrase (gene TNKS). The coding region runs from base 1213 to 5199 and encodes 1328 amino acids. Gene Ontology annotation, cellular component: nucleus; cytoplasm. NCBI's taxonomy places the organism in Eukaryota, Metazoa, Chordata, Mammalia, Carnivora, Otariidae. The transcript has 27 exons. Gene Ontology annotation, molecular function: protein binding; NAD+ poly-ADP-ribosyltransferase activity. The record is from RefSeq and is a predicted model, not a curated record.